AUGCUAUCCAAGUUAUUCCGGUAUGACACGAAACUUCAGGGGAAGCAGGAACUCAGUACCGCUGAUCACAGGUCGUUACUUGAGCUUAGUAUGACAGACAACAUUACAUCCGUAGAGAUUCCGCAGUACAGGGUGCGGGGGACGUUUGUUGAGUAUGUGAUUGAGUGCACAAAACGAAACAUGACGUGGCAGGUGUUUCGGCGUUACCAGCAAUUUAAGGCACUUGACCAGAGUCUGAAACAACUAUGCUCACGCGGAUCCUCAAGGCACUGUGACUACGGGGUCAUUCCUGUCCUCUGCGGUAGCCACUGGACGGAAGUAACUAACCAGUCAAUCGACCUCGUAGAAAAACGGCGGAGGCACUUGGAAAUUUACCUCCGCCAGUUGCUCGUCCCGGGGAAUGUAUUUUAUGUUGCUAAAACCGUGAUUUACGAUUUUCUUCACGAUGGCGCGGUUCCUGCGCAGCACCAAAGGAGGGCCAUACGACCGCUAAUUGGCUUUGCAACGCCAGACUCGUUGGCAGACCUCCACUUGGAAAACAGGAACGGCGAAGGGAGUGCGAGCCGGUUAGGGGCGGCCUCAACUCUCAACGAUAAAUCGAUUUCUAUGCUUGGGCCAUCUGCUGUUGGUGAAAGUGAUCGAGUGGAUGAUGGUGUCGGGGACGAAGAAGAGGAGCCCUGCAAAUCACCUCCAGGAGAGACCGUAGAGAGCGGUGAGGAAUGUGAAGAUUUACCAUCAGCUGACAACAGUGAAGCUGAGGACGUGCGUGUGCCGCCACCAGGCUCCUUGUGCAGGCAAUGUAACGCUGAGUUUUCUUCUGUGCUGUAUCCGCAUCGUUGUUUCUUCUGUAGGCAACAGUUUUGUCGCGACUGUUUGCACCCAGUCGAACUUGAAGAAGGAGAGGUCGCUAGAUCAUGUGUUCAAUGUUAUGAAAACUUUGCUCGAAAGACCUGUAAACCCCAAUAUCCCCCAACUCCCAUGGCUUCAACACCAAUACUUCAGUGCGCACCUGCUGGUGGUGCGUUGGACCCGUUGAACUUACUCGGUAGUACGUCCCACGUGCGAACAGAUGUAACACUUUCUGACUUUAAGUUAGUUACAACUGUGGGACGUGGCACGUUUGGCAAAGUGAUGAAAGUUAUCUUUCGUGAAGAUGGCAAGGUUUAUGCUAUGAAAGUGCUCAACAAGUGUGUUAUUCACAAGCGGCGAAUGAUCGAGUACAUCAGGGAGGAGAAGAAUAUCAUGUCCUCUUUACCCUCGCAUCCGUACAUUGUAACAUGUCACUUCGCAUUUCAGACUGACUACCAUCUUUUCUUCGUACUGGACUACCUCCCUGGUGGAGACAUGCACUCGCGUGUUUACCCUAAACUCAAACUAACUGAAUCGGAUGUCCGUUUGUAUAUUGCUGAACUUGUACUCGCACUCCAACAUCUGCACCGUCACGACAUUGCCCAUCGUGACGUCAAGCUCGAAAACAUUGUCUUGGGAGAAGACGGACAUCUUAAACUGACAGAUUUUGGGCUGGCACGCAUGAAUUUCUCACGGCAACGCCGUCGCAGUUUUGUGGGGAGUCCGGAGUACCUUCCGCCAGAAACGAUUCAGGGGAAGUACCAAACGAAGGCUGUGGAUUGGUGGAGUGCGGGGGUCAUGCUGUACGAAAUGCUGAGUGGGAAGACGCCGUUUUACUCGGCGUACAAUUGUGAAAUCUACAACAAUGUGUUGAAGGCGGAGUUGGACCUCACAGCCCCGUGUUUCACGCCAGAGGCCGCCUCACUCAUUGAACAACUGCUUCAAAGCCAUCCAAAAGCAAGGUUGCAAGACGCAGGGGCAAUAAAGGCUCAUCCUUACUUUGCAUCAAUCGAUUGGGCUGCUCUCGAAGGUAAAAAAAUAUCUGCCCCCAUACAGCUUGAUCUUAUGGGAAAUGAUAUGAAAUACAUCAAAUGGAAGUUCACGGCGGAGUGGGCUGUUAUAUACAAACCUCCUGGAGUGACACGUGCUACAAUUGACCUUUUGAUUAAUCGCUUUAGUAACUUUGCUCAUGUGAGCGAGGGGACGCCGCCCACGCCGCAUCUGCCGAUAGGGCAGCAGCAGGAAGAGGUAUCUGACGGAGUGACAAACCCACCGGAUAUAACCGGCGUUUGGAAUGUUGUCAAGGUAGAGAUGCAAACGGAGGAUGGAAAGAUCACGCAUCCUUGGGGAAGUGCAGUGUGUGGAGUGCUAGCGUACUUCCCAGAGGGUCAGUUCAGCAUGCAGCUUACAUCAUAUAUGCGUCCACAUUUGCGGCAACAGUUCGUGGAUCGUGCCGUGAGAGAGGAUCUGGUAGAAAUGUGCAACUCGUACGCGGGCAGUUUCGGAAAGUAUCAGAUCAAGCCAGGGAGCAAUAUCAUUACUCACAGGCUUCACGGCUGCCUCUGUCCGAAUCUUACAGGAAGUACACAAAAGUAUUUUUUUGAGGUUCGUGAGAGGAAAGAAAAUGGGGCUAAAGUGUUGAAACUUUUUACCGCGUGUAACGCGCUCCCAGGUGAAGACAUCUCCGCACAAACCGUCCUCACAUGGGAACGGACGGGUUCCUGCUAA
Trypanosoma brucei brucei TREU927 is the source of this 2577-nucleotide messenger RNA. RefSeq names its product protein kinase. Gene Ontology annotation, molecular function: phosphatidylinositol binding; ATP binding; protein serine/threonine kinase activity. The coding region runs from base 1 to 2577 and encodes 858 amino acids. Gene Ontology annotation, biological process: protein phosphorylation. The record is from RefSeq and is a predicted model, not a curated record. The transcript has a single exon. NCBI's taxonomy places the organism in Eukaryota, Euglenozoa, Kinetoplastea, Trypanosomatida, Trypanosomatidae.